AUGCAGGGGGAAACGAAUAGGAACCCGGAUCCAAAAACUCGAGCCUGGACGUACGGUGCCUUUCUUUUUGGUUCUGCGUUUUGGAAUUCAGGCAUUGAGCUUGUAGGGUGCGGUGUUGGUGGUCACGAUACACUACAUACACGUCUUAUACAUACAUACUACGAAACAAUCUACAUACCAAGGGGGGACGGCUACACUCCCAAUUCCUCUCCAUACAUCCUUCUGCCUAGCCAUCGCCCACGCACAGCCUACCUUGAUACCAUCGCUACCGCCUGA
Messenger RNA from Morchella importuna, 276 nucleotides. RefSeq lists its product as uncharacterized. The transcript is spliced from 5 exons. The record is from RefSeq and is a predicted model, not a curated record. Bases 1 to 276 code for a protein of 91 amino acids. NCBI's taxonomy places the organism in Eukaryota, Fungi, Ascomycota, Pezizomycetes, Pezizales, Morchellaceae.